Gasterosteus aculeatus aculeatus (three-spined stickleback) is the source of this 4562-nucleotide messenger RNA. Lineage: Eukaryota; Metazoa; Chordata; Actinopteri; Perciformes; Gasterosteidae. The record is from RefSeq and is a predicted model, not a curated record.
AAAUGAGCGCCUCUUCUUCUCUAGCGUGACACAGUUCACCGCGAACGUUACGAGCCGAAGCAGAAGAGCGCCGAGUGAAUCUCCUGCCGAAUGGAGGUGAACGCCGACUCACUUUAUUCCACCUGAAACGUUCAUUCGUCUUCUCCAACUCGCCGUGAGCGUCGCGCGGCUUUAAUGUGUAAGCCGGCGUUUUGCGGCCGCGUUCUGCCCGUUCGCUUCGCGGCUAAUAACUCAGCGGCGUUCUGCUAACAGUCGUUCCAGCAGCAGCCACCGUAAAAGAAGCACGUUUGCAGAAACCGUUCUUUUCCCACGCGUUAUUAUCUAUUAUUAUUCGCCUGUGCGAGUGAGAUAGAAAGACACUCGGACGUGGUGCAGGUGUGACGUGCAUGAAGAAAACCCCCUUCAUCUGUAAAUGCGACGUUAAUAAGGGCACAGUCAUGGUGGUGAAGAAGAAGAAGACAGCCGCCAAAGUGCAAGCUGUGGUUCUGGAUGAGGAGAAGCUACACGGGCUGAUAGCGUCCCUGUCUGUGGAUGGAGGACAGGAGGGACUGGGCCAGCUCGCUCGCACCCUGCAGGCCUGCUUGGAGCUGUCGGAGCCCGUGCAGCAGAUCCAGCUGGUUAAAAAGGCAGGGUCCCAGCUGGAGGCGCUGAGUGAGCAGGAGCCCGAUGGAGCCCUUCUACAGGCCUGUCUGCACGCCCUGGCUCUGGUCUACACCUCCCUGCAGGCCAAGAACCCUCUGCGAAGAGCCAUUGCCAGUGCUUUGUCUUCAGCACCAGCCUGGAUGCAGGAGCCUGCUCUCGGCACUCUGUCCGCCUGCUUGUCCGACUGUCUGUCCGACCCGGCAUCAGAGCGCUACCCGCACGCCAUGGACACCGUCGCUGCCUGCCUGGAUAGCUUCCCCCUCGGGGAGAGAUGCAUCAACAAGCUGCUGCCCGAAGUGUUGCAGUUUAUUCACAAGGGAUUGAGCGAAUACCUGCACCUCAACAGUGGCCUGACGGGACGUCACAUCGCCCAGGCCCAGCUGAUGCAGUCCUGCCUGGCGGCGGUGAAGACGUCCGUGCUGGUGAUCCAGAGGUGCCAGGAGACGAUGGGCGGCAGCCUGCGGGCCGAGCUGGAGGACACGCUGAGCCGCCUGCUGGGCUGCUACACGCACAUCCUCACCGACGAAGAGUUUGUCCAGUCGGUGCAGAGCACAGCCGGCCUCGCUGUAGUCCUCCUGAUCCGCUCCGUCAUGGGUUGUGGAGAUGAAGUUGCCUCUGUGGUGUGCAGUUUGCUGCGUAGCUCGCCGCCGGGUUUGGACUCGGCCCCCCGGUGGCUGAAGCAGCGGUGCGAGGGCCUGUGUGCCGGCGGGCGCCCGGCGGGGGUCUCCCUGUACCUGUGUCACGGGGCUCUGGCCAUGCUGAGCUGGAGGGGCGCUCUCCCGGGGCCGCAGUGGGAAGAGCUGCUGCUGCUGGUUCCAAACACGCUGCUGGACCUCGACGUCAGCAUAAAGGAGUCCAGCACGGCCAUGGUGGUGGCUCGGGUUCUCACCCUGUGGAGCAGCGCCGCCUUGGACUGCCUGCAGGCGGGAGGGCAGCCCUGCCCGCCCCGCCUGCGGCGCUCCCUCAGCGGGGGCUCGGAGCUGCAGCGACACCUGCUGGAGCACAUUUACUCCCACUGGGAGCACCCGCUGGACGGCGUGCGCCACCAGACCCGCUCCCUGUUCCGCAACCUCCUCCUGCUCCACCAGCGCGCCAACCCGCCGGCGCCCGACCCCCCCGAGGACCCGUACGUCUCGGAGCUCACCCGGAGCCUGCUGGGCCUGGAGUGGCACAUGCGGGGCAAGUACGGCUCCCUGGGCUGCCUGGUGGAGCUGUACGGGGCGGGCCACCUGCUUGCCGUCCAGCCCCAGCUGCCCUCGCACCUGGUGGGGCUGAUGGGCGACCAGAACCUGGCCCCGUACGCCAGCGACCUCCUGGAGAGGCUGUUCGUGAGCCACAAGGCGCAGCUGGCCGACGAGGCUGGUGCGGCGGGCGAGGCGGCCACGCGGGACUGGAUGGAGCGCUGGCACCAGACGUGGGUCACCCCCCUGCUGCGGGUGCUGUGCCGCGCCAGGCUGGACCAGACCACGUACAUCCUGGACUACUUCCUGCCCAAGCUGCUACGCUGCAGUCCCUCCAGUCUGGCGCACAUGGUGCAGGCCUUACAGGACACGGCGCCGCCCUGCCACGCGGGCAGCAGGGGCGCACUGGGAGCUCUCAUGACGUGCCUGCGGGCGGCCAAGGCUCAGGGCGUCGUCCCGUCCUCAAAGGAGGGUCUGUGGGGAGGACUGGUGCCCCUCUCCCUGCUACAGCGAGCUCUGGUACACAAACAUGAUCAAGUGAGGAUGGACGCGUUGGGGUUAGUGUGCGAGAGCCACCGCAGCACGGAAGCUGUGAGCUCCCAGGAAAUGGAGCUGGUCCGCCACUUCCUGCCGCCCAAUCUCAACAGCCAGGCACCAGGCGUCCGACAGCAGACCGUCAGCCUGCUGAAGAAGCUGCUGUGUAGAUUGAAGGACAGCGCAGUGCUGCUGCAGAGGAGACUGAUCCAGGAGAGGGAGCAGGAACAGAGAGACGGAGACCAACGUACACUGCGUCAGUACAAGGAGUUCCUGCGCUGGCUGUGUGUGACGCUGCUGGAGGUUUUGCUUCCCGGAUCUUCCUUCUCCAAAUGCCUCACGUCGCUCCACCUGCUGUGUCUCCUGGGCGAGUUCUUCACCUUCAGCACCGGCCCCGAUGUGUUUGCCCUCGGCGAGGCCGUGACCUCUGCGCAUGCUCAGAACGUCCUCUACUGCGUCGCCAGCAACUUCCUGGAAGUCAAACAACUGGCCGCCACGUUGCUACGGCAACUGCCGCCAUCUGCUGUGGGACUACAGGUCCCGGAGAGGACGCUCAGUGUCCUCCAGGCGGCUCUGGACCUCAGCACCAGCACCAAGCCCUUCGACAGCGUCACAGCCGCCCACCUCCUCCACCUGCUGCUCCGCCAGCCGGACCUGGGCGCGGCUCUGCUGCACUGCGCCCGGGAGCAGGGCCUCGAGGUCCCGCCUCCCCCCUCGACACCCACCCAGCCCUCUGAGGGGGCCGUCUUGGAGCUCAACGCGCUGGCUGCGGUUCAGUUCUUGCUGCGCUGCCUGCAGUCAGAGGUGUCGAGGUCCGAGUCGUCUCUCUUGCAGGCGGCUGCUUCCUAUCCCCUCUACGGCAGAGCCCACUGCAUCACUGCUGUCCUGCAGCAUCUAAAUACCGAGAGUUUGAGCCACACGGAGCAGUGGAGGUGUGUGGUGUCCGAGCUGGUUGCUGUGUGCUACAGGAUGUCUGAUGUGGUCUCCCCUGUGGUCCAGAGCUCCUCCCCAGAGGGACUCAUCCCCAUGGAUACUGACUCAGAGACGUCCGCGGGUCUGCAGAGGAUCCUGCAGGAGAUCCAGCCCAGAGACACCAACGACUUCUUCACCAGCGCCAGAGAGCUGAACACAGAACGCAUGGACGACCGUCACAGCACACGCACGCCGACGCUGAACACGGGCGGUGAGGGCUACAGGGUGACAGCCCAGAUGGUGCUGGUGUGCUGCUGGCGGAGCAUGAAGGAGGUGGCCAUGCUGCUUGGACAGCUGUGUCAAAGCCUGCCUCUCCACUGCACCACUGACACACACUCCGGACUCAUCACAGAGGAGCAGGUGGAGGGGGUCGGCCUUUACUUCCGUCAGCAGCUCCUGCAGUCCCGUCACCGAGGCGCCUUUGAACUGGCUUAUGUGGGCUUUGUACGCCUGACCGACAUGCUCUGCAGGAGUGGAAGUCCGGCCCUGCAGCAGCUUCCGGCCCGCUGGCUGUCCGAGGUCCUGGAGGAGGUCAAAUCCAGUGACCCGUCGUCCAAGCUGUGUGCGACACGGCGCAGCGCCGGAAUCCCCUUCUACGUCCAGGCUCUGCUCUCCUCCGAGCCCAAGUCGUCCAGUUGCAGCCUGCUGAAAAUGACCAUGAGAGAGCUGAUCUCUCUGGCCGGGCCCUCGGCCAUCGGCACCACGGACAGCUCCACCGUCCCUCAGGUGCACGCUCUGAACAUCCUCAGGGCUCUGUACCGGGACACCCGUCUGGGGGAAAACGUCAUUCCCUUCGUCUCAGACGGCAUGCAGGCUGCCGUGCUGGGCUUCACCUCGCCCGUCUGGGCUGUGAGGAACUCCUCCACUCUGCUCUUCAGCACACUGAUCACGAGGAUCUUCGGGGUGAAGAAGGGGAAGGACGAGCACUCGAAGAAGAACAGGAUGACCGGCCGAGAGUUCUUCACCCGGUUUCCAGCUCUCUAUCCGUUCCUCCUGAACCAGCUGGAGGAGGCUGCUGCCACGGUGGAAAGUGGCAGCGGUCAGGUGAAGCUGCACCCCAGUCUGUUCCUGCUGCUGCUGGUGCUCAGUCGACUCUACCCCUCCCCCAUGGACGGAUCCUCCUCGCCUCUGGGACUCGCCCCUUUCAUGCCCUUCAUCAUCAGGUGGGUGUCAGUCCGUCACGCACGGCAACACAAGCGCUGUAGCCGUCGCCAUUAAAGGUCAGCGAAGAAG